Messenger RNA from Suillus plorans, 779 nucleotides. RefSeq lists its product as uncharacterized. The record is from RefSeq and is a predicted model, not a curated record. NCBI's taxonomy places the organism in Eukaryota, Fungi, Basidiomycota, Agaricomycetes, Boletales, Suillaceae. The transcript is spliced from 3 exons. The coding region runs from base 31 to 441 and encodes 136 amino acids.
AAGGGAAUCGUGGUUUCUUAUCUUGCCGUCAUGGCAUUUGUUAAUAUUGCGACUGCAUUUUUUUUGGCCAAAUAUUUGCGCAUGUUGCACAGACAAGCCAUGUCGUUUGCAUUGAGUGACAUGAUCUAUCGCUUGAUCGUUUUCUCUGUGUUGAGUGGAAUUUGGACCACUUUAUUCGCUAUUCUCGACAUAGUUACAUAUCUUGGCUUUCCAAAUACGGCGGUGUACGUCUUGUUCGACUUACCUCUUUGUUCGCUAUACUGCAAUACCCUCCUUGUGAGCCUCAACUCGCGGGAUAGUGGGUCUGCCGCAUCGAUCAACGAAUUGUCUACAUUCAAAGCUGCAUCGCGACCAGUCAUCAUAUCAGUGGAGAGGGCACGCAGUAGCAAUUUUAGUGACGACAGAGAAAGCAUUUGUAUGAGUGAUUCAGACAUAGUGUAAUUGUUACGAAUGGACAAAACUUCAGAAGAUAUCCUCAUAAUCAUCCCCGAUCUCCAAAUACCUCCUAAUGUCUUGUGCGUCCAUCCCAGUUUGGCGAGUGAAAUGUGAAAGAAGGAUGGAAUAGUUGUCUGAAGAGGUUGUUGCUAAAUAGCAAAUGAUUUGACGGGCAUUUACUGACCUGUCCACCGUACUGCCGCCUCAUGUGCCAGUGUGACAGCUCUCCUUUUCUCUUCAACUUUCACAGGAUCACAAGCGCCGUAAGCAUCGAUUUCUUCUUGUAGAACAGCGAGUUGCUUUUUCAAGGAAGUAAGCUGCUCCAACGCUGCCGCGCGAGAGUC